GUAAGUAAUGAAUCCCCCAAGGACGAUAAACAUUACCAUCCAUCCCCAACACCACACAUCACAAUAUGCUGCUGCUUUCUUUCCCCAUCACCAAGCGGGAAAUAAGAUGAAGAAAGAAAUUAUUCACCAAAACUUCUUCUAGAUCUCAUCACUAGACAAACUCUUGCUGUAGCUUUCAUCAGUUUCACAUUUCAGUUCUGAGUCUGACCUGAUUUAAGCCCUAGCUAACUCUCUCUCUACCUAAAUCGUUUAACUAUCUCUCCCCCUUGAUUUCCUUUUUUCUUCUUCUUCUUCUUUAGUCUGGCUGUUGAUUCGGAGAAGAAGACCAUGGCAGUUAUAUUUGAAGGUUUCUCCAUAAGAGAGUAUACAUCAAAGGUUAGAAGUGUUAACGUGGCUAAGUGUUGGCCAUUUGAUGAUGUGAAUAAAGCGUCAACAUCAUCAACAGCAAAGAGAACAGAUGAAGAAAUGAACAAAUUAUUACCACCUUUAACAGGCCGGAAGUACAGAUGGUGGUCAAAUGAAGUCAAACUUCUAAAUGGAGAAGAAUCAGUCCAACCACCCUCUGAUGACAAAUCUCAAAGUGGUUUUCAUGAUGAUAAGGAUAGUGGUUUUGGUUUUGAUGGCGAUGGUGAUGAUGAUGAGAAGAAUGAUAAAGAAGAUAAAAAAGAAAAGGAAGAAGAAGUGGUUUUGACGAGGAAAGAGAAAGAAGAAGAGAAAAUGGUAAUGGUAUGUCCAGUUUGUCAGAAGUUUACGGCAUCUACCGUGAAUGCAGUAAACAUUCAUAUUGAUAGUUGUCUUUCCAAAGCUUCUAAAAGAGAAAAGAAACUCAUUAGAUUAACUAAGAAGAUGAAGAAGAUUGUUGCAGAGGCCGAGGCAGCCAAGUCCUCUUCCAAAACAAAGAAGAAGAAACGGUCCAUUGUUGAGAUUUUUGCUGUGGCUCCACAAAUUGAAACCCUACAAAUCCAAGAAGAAGAAGAAGGCUAUGAACAAGAAGAAGAUAAUACUGAUGAUAAUGAAGAAGACGAAGUAGAAGUUGGUGAGUGUACUAAUAAUAAGAAAUUAUUGAAAGGAAAGAAGAAGAAGAAGAAGAAGAAGAAGAAGAAGAAGAAGAAGAAGAAGAAGAAGAAGAAGAAGAAGAAGAAGAAGAAGAAGAAGAAGAAGAAGAAGAAGAAAAAGAAGUUAUCAUCAUCACCAAAAGCAGAUGUUACAAUGGGAAUGAUUAGGAAUUUCAAGUUUGAUAAUAAAAAGAAAAAGAAGAAGAAAAAGACUGAUUGUUCAACAGUAACAUCGACAUCAUUAUCACCUAAAUUAUUCAAGAAGAAGAAGAAUAAGAUCAAAAAGAAGUCAAAAGUCCCGGUACUGAACCAGGUCUUAGAACAGGAGAUAUGUAAGCACCAGCAAGGCAAGCUUCCACUGCUGCCGAUCCACAGCAUAUUAAAGAAUCAGAGAAGUGUUGUAUCUUGCCAAAAAUCAUCUUCAAUUGGAAACCUGCAGGAUUGUGAUUGCACAAAUUUUCAUUGUGUUCGACGUUCAAAUAAGCAUGUUUGGUUUUCGGGUAAAGACGACAUACUUGGACCGACCAACAGUGGGGUUUCUUCCUUCCAGCUGCCUCAAAUACACAGUAUUCAUGGUCAAGUACCUUCUGAUGUCAUGGGCAAUGCAUUAGUUAGACAGAAUGAAGUAUCUGCUGCAGAUGAAGCUCCUGUGACAAAUGGAGGUGUUAUUUGCAUUACUAAUGCAUCUGGGGCCCGAUCUAUACAUGAAAAGGACUGUUUGGAUGAUCCAACUGGUUAUGAUUCUCCAUCAACUUUCCUCAGUUUAAGUAGUAUCAGUUGUCAAGAUAACAAAAAAGGCUUCUUAGUUGAUGCUUUGGAUGAAACUCAAGGAAAUUGUCCACAUCCUGAUGAUUCCCGCCUCUUUCAUCAUGGUAGCUCGCCUGCUUUCUAUAAUCUUCUAUCUGCAGAUAUGCCAAGGUUCGUCACCUCUGCUCUAAAUGAUGGUUACGCUUCCAAUUUGGACUGUCGAAGAGAUGGAGAUGUGCAAGGGUUGGUGGAUAUGAGUGGACGCCUGCCUGAUCAUUUUGUAAAUUCAGUUCCACAAUCUGUAUCCAAGAGUUCACUACUAAACAUGAAGACUACUACACAGCCUUCUUCAACUUUCUUAACUUUAACUACAGAAUCAAGUGGGAUAAAACCUUCUCUCCCACAAAAUCCCGGGCUUACUUCAAAUGGUAAUACGACGGAUAACUCCACUCUUCACCAUUUAUCUCCUAAAGAUCUGAUGAGUUGUCUUUCUUCAUCGAUUGAGUGGAAGAAACGGAGGGGAUCUCCAUGUGGGGGGAAGCAUAUUGAUGAGAAUUUUAUUGGUUUGCCUCUGAAUUCACAAGGUGCAUAUGUCCAGUCUUCCUCAAGUAGCAGUAAAGUAGGGUAUAACUGUUUAGAUAAACAAGACAAAAUGGUAGGCUCGUCCAGCGGCUUCCAAACUCACAAUGUGUGGCCAAACAUAGAGAAGCAGUAUGUGGAAAGACAAGCUUCAAGAGGUCAUUUACAAUUGUUUCCGGAGGAAAUCUGUUUCAGAGAUAAUCCUAAAGUGGAUGUGCCAUCCAGCUUUGGUGUUACACAGUGUACUGGAGGAACAGAAACUCACUGGGAAGACUCGUUUAGGAGUACGAGUGAAUCUGUACGGCAAUUGGAUUCUGAGCUAAGCAUGUUGAAACUUUGUUCUUAUGGGUCAUGCGACCGAAGUGGGUCUACUGUAAAUCAGUUAGAAAAUCAAAAGAGUCGAGCUGAAAAGUGUCCAGAAUGUGGGCUGCUGCCUCAGAAUCAAUUAACUAUGCGGUUGAUGGGUAAAGAUGUUACCAUUGGUAGAGCGAACGUACAAGUCUGUAGUUUCGAGGAUGAAGGUUUAUGGACUGACAAGGAAAUUAUAACAGAGCAUCAUCUUCCCAUGGCAGCCCCCGAAGGCUCUUCGUUUCACGGACAUUCUUGUCCUAAAUGGAUUGAACAUUCAGUACUACAAAAACCAAACGAAACUGCGUCUCAUCCAUGGAAAGCUCAAACCAGCUCACCGCAGAUUUUGCAGAUGAAAGCUGUAGAACCUAGUUUUUCUCAGUCGUACUACAAGUGGAGGACACCUUAUCUGUCACACGCUGGUGUUUCCUUGAUCAGUAAAAAACAAUGCCUGGAAACCCAAAAGGUUGCUUCAGAUUCAUCGAUGGAUAAGGCGGCGAAGGUUCCAGCAUCUAGUACUGCUCAAGAUGAAUCUCGCUACACCGGACGUGAAAUGCCAGUACAAUCAUCGGCUCCCCAUAAUGCUUGUGAUCAUACACUUUUCAGCUCUACGCAAUUUAAGCACGGCCAGAGCACGUCUGUUCAUGAAAAACAUUCGCGUUUCGUAUUUCCCUUCUCAAGCGAGGAUCUCCCAGAGUAUGUGCAACAAUCACGGUUUGAAAGCUCUUCACAGCAGUUGCCACAGUGGUUGAUAAACGCUAAACAGCAGAAAGUUACUCCGCCUGCUUUAUCCAAACCUUACUUUGCUGCAAGGGCUACACACCAUCCAUCUAGCAAAUUAGGUAUCUCUUCUCCACAUAAAAAAUCGACAGUUCCACUUGCUUCAGAGCCAGGAACCUCAAUCCGCCGCAUGCAGAAAUCAGCUGGUGGGACUUCGUUGAAUUUCCCUCCAAUCAUCCCAGCUCCUCCUGGAUUCAGAAGGUGUUUUCCUAGUAACUCGUUUUUUAAAAAAUUAUUUAAGAUCAAGGAUGGAAGUUAUUCCAGGAUUUCAUCUCUUAAUAAUAUCGAUCAAGUUAAGAAAACCAACAAGAGGCCUGCAGCUACAGCAAAUGAUUUGUCAAGAUCCUUUAAGAGACUCAACUGGCAGAUGCAAGAGUUUGAUGGCAAGUUGGGGUUGGACAGAGCUGCAGAUGGUAGAGUUCACACACAACCUAAUUCUUCCCCACCUGAACAUGACGAAUACAGAAAUGAAGGGAGUGAUGUGGGAGGUGACAGCCAUGGACUAUCUCAGGAUGCUAUUCAUGAAGAGGAUGGAUUCAGAACCUUGCCAAGCUCUAACUUCUGUAAAUCGGACAAUAUGGGUAGAUCAGGUCCAAUUAAACUAACUGCAGGAGCAAAGCACAUCUUGAAACCUAGUCCAAAAAUUGCUCGAGAUAUUCCUAAGGCAACUCAUCCAAUAAUUCCUCUUGGACAAGUUGCCAAUGCUAGUAAAGUUUCAGAACUUCAGAAGAAACCGGUGCAAAUUUGCAAGCUCUAAGAGAGUAAGUCAGAGCUGUUUAUGUCGUUUGACUUCUUAGUGCUUCACAUGGGCUGCUAUUGGGCGAUGGUUUUACUACCAAUAGGAAUCCUUCCAAUAGAGGUAUAUUGUGAUGGUUGAUUGUGUAAUUUCCAUGGAUGAUAGAGCGACAACCAAGUAAUCUACCACGGUGCUGAAUGUACUGUACUACUUUCUUGUACCAAAGGCAUGUUACUUCAAUAGUUAGGCCUUGGUCUUGGCGAAGUAAAUGCACUCUAAUCUAAUUAAAAUUCCUAAAAAUUAGCUUUUGUGGAAGUACGUGGGUGUUUUUAUUAUUGUCAUCUUCUUUUAACAGGGGUGUAUUCGAUUAGGAUUUAUACGGAUAAUUAAGAAUCCUAAAAACUCCCGAAUAUUCAAUUAGGAUAUGUAAAAAAAUCAUAAAAUGUCCAUGGUAUUCAAAUAGGAUUUAUUUAGAUUCCACGUA
Messenger RNA from Papaver somniferum (opium poppy), 4729 nucleotides. RefSeq lists its product as uncharacterized. The record is from RefSeq and is a predicted model, not a curated record. Gene Ontology annotation, biological process: DNA repair. The transcript has 3 exons. Bases 328 to 4266 code for a protein of 1312 amino acids. NCBI's taxonomy places the organism in Eukaryota, Viridiplantae, Streptophyta, Magnoliopsida, Ranunculales, Papaveraceae. Gene Ontology annotation, molecular function: DNA binding.